AUGUUGCUGUUGAUCAGUUUCUCUAUAAUAGAGAUGUUUUUAAAUGCCUAUAAGCUGUUUGAAACCAACAGACAGAAGAAUGACAAUCAUAUAUUUGCAAAAUCAUUCUUGACAAAUAAUAUUGGGACCCUGAAUGACAAUGUGAAUCAAAAAUAUAGAGCCUUGUUAACAUUAAGAAUAUUGACUUGGAGCAUAUUUAUGAUAAACAAGAUAUCUGAUGUUGAUGGAGACAAUAGGAAUAACAGGGAUAAUAGAGCUGAUAGAAACAACAGAGAUAACAGAGAUAAUAAAGAUAAUAAAGAUAAUAAAAAGAGCAGUUCUCAUGUUCUUGAGAAUACAGAUCAGACUGUACAGCAAGAUUAA
Coccidioides immitis RS is the source of this 363-nucleotide messenger RNA. RefSeq lists its product as uncharacterized. The transcript is spliced from 5 exons. Lineage: Eukaryota; Fungi; Ascomycota; Eurotiomycetes; Onygenales; Onygenaceae. The record is from RefSeq and is a predicted model, not a curated record. Bases 1 to 363 code for a protein of 120 amino acids.